AUGAAGCAGUGGAGCAGUUUGAGGAGAAUGAGGAGUGUGAGGGGAAGAGACGUGGGCAGCAGCAUGAAGUGGCGUAGGGGCGGCUUGAAGGGCAAAGGGAAGUCACAACGGGUAGUUAAGGCAACGGAGUAUCUGCCAGUGUUGCAGUAUGACAGCACGCUACUCGCCAAGACCAACGGCACCCUGGGCAACACCAUGGUCAACUACAGCACCUACCUCGACGACACAAGCUGUGCCAUACCUUUCCAUUUCCCUUCUCUCCCCUCUCACUCGCUCCCCGUUCUUCCGCCAUCCUCCGCAACCUUUCUCCCCUUUCCCCUCCCCUUCUCCCCCCCGUUCCUCCCCUCUCAUCAUCCCCUCUCCUCCCCCCCACAGCAACGGGCACAUCUCUCAUUGCUCCCAUCCACCAGCGUGUAUCCGUACUAUGUGGCGCUCAAGCUGGGGUCGCAGAAGCAGGAGUUCAGCAUGGCGCUCAACGCGCAGCUGCGCCACACCUGCGUGCCCUGCGACUGCCUGCACUGCGCCUCCUCGCGCAAGGGCAGCAAGCCAUUCAGCACCCUCUCUUCCACAACCCUCCAGUGCAUCUCCUGCGCCGAUCAGCGCUGCCAGGGGGGCGUUGAAUCCAGCUACUAUGGCUGCAACACGCAAGGGCUUCCCAACUACCUCAACUUCACGGGCGUGCUGCCUGGGGAUGACGCUCUCUGCGUGUUUGAUGUGUAUGCAGAGAGUUAUGAUUAUUCUGAAGCGGACACUGUUGCGGAUUCGUUUCUCAAGUCUGCGGGGCAUGUGGUGGAGGAUACUGUUUACCUCACUGCACCUGGUGAUACUGAAGCCCACCGAUCCAUCAUUUUUGGCUGUGGCGUGAACCAGCAGGGCUACUGGGGAAUGCAUGGGAGGUCCACUGGCUCAUGGACAGCAGGCGGCGUGCUGGGGUUGGCGCAGGGCAGUCCCUUCCUGGAGCAGCUCACUGCCGGCACCAACUUCUUCGCCGUGUGUUUGGACGAGCCCACGCCCACGAAUAAGACCAGCUGGGACGGCAAGGUGCAGCAGCACACGGGCAGCAGCCAUCCCACCAUCGGUGCUUCGAAAGAUGGCUUCUGGCUCCUUCACCUGCGCCUCUCGUCCCUCCCGUCUUUACCUUUCACCCGUCUCCCUUCCCGCCUGCUGCGGUCUACCGCUGCCCCCAUUCUGCUUCUAUUACUGCUGUUGUCGUAUCUAUCCAUCAUCCGCGCCCUCCCUCCCUUCGUAUACAACCCCCCUCUCCCUUAUGCAAUCGCUCCCCACAGAUCAUAUCCAACCGGCCUGCCCUACAGCCGCAUCACGCUCACCACGGCCCCGCGCACCCUCAACAUGACGGACGAUCCAGCCAACAUAGACCUCAACAAAACCUCCUUCAUGCCGGCCGAUGCCUCCGAGGAUGACGUUCCGGGCUUCUUCUUCCUGCCCGAGUCCUUCGUGCAUCUCAUCCGCCUGCCUCUCUUCAUAAGCCUCUGGAACAAGAACAAGGAGGAGGAUCCGUUCAGCACCUUCCCCACCAUCGACAUUGCUUUCCUCUCUCCAGACGACAGCAGCGCCACCUCCCACUUCUAUCUCAAGCGGCGCAAGUACCUCGCCCAGCCCCCCUUCACCCGAGUCUCCACCUUCCUUCCCCUUUCCCACCCAUCACUCCUCGCAACACGCCUAUGCAUAGGUGGAGCUGAGCCCCUACUGCCUCCACCUUCUCCGCCUCCCUCAGGGGGCACCUCUUCCAAAGGGGCCACGCGCUCCCUCUCCCUGGUGGCGGCAGCAGUGGGUGUCGUCGCCACUUCCACUGCCCUACUUGCUCUCGCUCUCCUCUAG
Closterium sp. NIES-65 is the source of this 1839-nucleotide messenger RNA. NCBI's taxonomy places the organism in Eukaryota, Viridiplantae, Streptophyta, Zygnematophyceae, Desmidiales, Closteriaceae. The record is from the annotation of a GenBank genome assembly.